This is a messenger RNA of Malassezia sympodialis ATCC 42132, 264 nucleotides long. RefSeq lists its product as uncharacterized. The transcript has 2 exons. The record is from RefSeq and is a predicted model, not a curated record. The coding region runs from base 1 to 264 and encodes 87 amino acids. Lineage: Eukaryota; Fungi; Basidiomycota; Malasseziomycetes; Malasseziales; Malasseziaceae.
AUGGUCGGUGCACUUAACAAGCUCCCGCUGGCGCUCAGUGGAAUUUUAUUCUUUGGAAAUCCAGUGACUGUAUACAAUUCGCUGGGAAUUGCGGUGGGCUUUGUUGCUGGUCUUGUGUAUGCCGUCGGAAAGAAUAAACAAGCUGAGGCCACACGCCUGGCUAACUCGGCUGCUACAGGGGUUUCGGCACCCCGUUCAGGCGGGGGUCAUAUCUCCAAUCCUAAGGGGGAGAUUCCGACGCACAACCGUGACCGGCAAGAAUAG